Molecule: messenger RNA, 1041 nt
Organism: Pneumocystis jirovecii RU7
Lineage: Eukaryota; Fungi; Ascomycota; Pneumocystomycetes; Pneumocystales; Pneumocystaceae
Product: dihydroorotase, homodimeric type
Exons: 4
Coding region: 1-1041 (346 amino acids)
Biological process (GO): pyrimidine nucleotide biosynthetic process; 'de novo' pyrimidine nucleobase biosynthetic process
Cellular component (GO): cytoplasm
Molecular function (GO): dihydroorotase activity
Source: RefSeq, a predicted model, not a curated record
AUGAAUUACCUGGAAUUGUCUGCAGGCGCAGACUUUCAUACGCAUUUGAGGUCAAAUGAAAUGAUGAAGCAGAUAGUUCCAUCUAUUCAUCAUGGAGGAUGCUCUAUUGUAUACGUUAUGCCUAAUUUAAUGCCACCUAUUACAACAAUUGAUAUGUGCAUGAAUUACAAACGUGAAUUAGAGGCAUUAGAUAGUAAUACAACGUUUCUUAUGAGCCUUUAUCUUUGUCCAGAGAUUACACCGGUAGUUAUUGAACAAGCAAAAGCAGUAGGAAUUGUGGGUGUAAAGGCGUAUCCAAAAGGUGUAACAACAAAUUCAGAAUUUGGGAUUGAGAGUUAUGAACCGUAUUAUCCUACCCUUUCUGCAAUGGAAAAGCAUGGUCUUGUUUUGAAUAUCCAUGGAGAAGCUCACUAUUCUACUGAAAAAGAGGCUGUAACUGUUUUGACAGCUGAGCAAGCGUUUUUGCCAACGCUUCAUAAUUUGCAUGCUCGGUUUCCAAAGCUCAAAAUUGUUCUUGAACAUUGUACAACAGCAGCUGCUAUAGAAGCAGUCAAAAGCUGUGGAGAUAAUGUUGUAGGGACAAUUACAGCACAUCAUCUUUUUUUAACAAUUGAUGAUUGGGCAGGUAAUGCAUAUGCAUAUUGCAAACCUGUUGCAAAAUUGCCUUCUGAUAGGAAAGAACUUUUAAAUAUUGCUACAAGUGGGAACAAAAAGUUUUUUCUUGGAAGCGAUUCUGCACCUCAUCCACGAGCACACAAAAUAAACACUAAAAGAAUUGCUGCUGGAAUAUUUACUCAGCCAUAUCUUAUGAGUUACCUUGCAGAAGCAUUCGAAAGUAUAGGAAAGUUGGAUAAACUUGAAAAUUUUGCAUGUAUUUUUGGAAGAGAAUUUUAUAAUGUCAAAAAUGUUGGCAUGGAUAAAAAAAUUAUAUUGAAAAAACAACCAUUUCAAGUUCCUUCAGAAUUCGGCUCAGGAGACACUUCUGUAGUACCAUUUUUGGAAGGAAGUAUAUUAAAUUGGACUGUAACAUGGAAACAAUAA